UACAGGAAUCAAGUCGAGAAGUUAUGAAGGCAUGGAUCCCCCUCUCUACAUCUUUAGUGCAGAUCAUCUCCAACCCCACGUCCUGCUCCUGAGACAGAGAGAGAGAGACCCCAACAUGAUCCUGCUCCUCCUUCUGUUCGCCCUGACCCUGGGUGCUGUGUCUCCUUCAGAUGGACCUGAGGUCAAGCUGCAUUGUGGAAACUGUCCCAUGUUCUGGUUCAGCUUCAACAGCCGCUGCUACAAGUACGUGGCCACUAAGAUGACCUGGGCUGAUGCUGAGUUCCACUGUGUGUCCCAGGGAGCCAACCUGGUGUCUAUCCACAGUCUGGAUGAAGAGAAUUUCGUCAAAGCCCUGAUCAAGAACUUUGAUCAUGCUGAAGGGGGAACCUGGAACGGGCUCAGCGACAUCCACAAAGAAGGCCGCUGGAUGUGGUCUGAUGGUUCUGCAGUGGACUAUACCUUUUGGUCCUCAGGACAGCCAGACAACCACGGUGGAUUGGAAAACUGUGGUCAUAACAACUUUCACAUUGCUAAGAAAUGGAAUGAUGGACAAUGUAGGGCACAUAUUCCUUCUGUUUGUGAAUCUCAAAUAAUGUGUCCUCAGUGAUGUAAUGUCUGAUUUAACCUGAUCACUGAUCACCUGAUGCUUGUUGAUGCGAAAUAGUCCUCUGCAAUAAAGACAGAAAUGCACACUU
Limanda limanda (common dab) is the source of this 695-nucleotide messenger RNA. RefSeq names its product lactose-binding lectin l-2-like. The coding region runs from base 32 to 607 and encodes 191 amino acids. The record is from RefSeq and is a predicted model, not a curated record. Lineage: Eukaryota; Metazoa; Chordata; Actinopteri; Pleuronectiformes; Pleuronectidae. The transcript has 2 exons. Gene Ontology annotation, molecular function: signaling receptor activity.